AUGGCUUCACUCGUGCCUCUACCGCCGUUUGCCCCAGCCUCUGAAUCAUGGGACUCCUACCUCGCUCGGUUCAACUGUUACCUCCAAGCCAACGAGCUGACGGAAGUAUCACAGGAGCGGAAGCGGGGCCUAUUCCUCAGCCUCUGUGGGCCUGAGGUGUUCGAGACGGCCCGAGCAUUGGUUGAGCCUAUAGCAGUCCAGGCAACACUGUGGGACACGAUUCACGAGAAGCUCCGCAACCACAACUUAACAAAAUUUCUGUUUUAGACUGCCUUUUCUGUGGUGUAGGUAUGAUGUAGCUGAGGGGUGGUCUUGGGUUACACCCCUUCUGUGAUGUAUGUAUGAUGUUUCUGGAGGUGGUCUUGAUCUACAGGGUGGCAAUUUCAAAAGUCUUUAUAAGGCCUUGCGCGCCAUUGUUCUGGGUUCCUCCUCCCUCCUGCGUGUGGUGAGGGGAGCACCCUGUUGCAACAAAUCAAUAAAGAUCAGGCUCACUAGCUGCUUUGCUUCUCAAUAUUCUCUGGUUGGCCUCUGUUAUUCUCUCCUACCAAUAGGAAACCUAUGUAAGGACUCUAUAUGGGCUCUUGGAUACCCCAUAAGGGAAAAGGGCAAUUUUUGUUUACAACAGAGGCCGGGGGGCAGAGUUGGCCUGCCCGCCCCCUGUGAGACGGGAGCAAAAAGAAAGCAAAGAGUCUGCAAAUGGCGGCCACUCUCAGCCUCCAUCCUCUGACUCAGCCCAGCCCCUCGUUUUAUUCCCAAGUCAUUGAUUGACUUAAUUUCAUUUCUCUCCCAGCUGCCGUGCUCAUCCUUUUUUCCCUGCCGCCCACACACAGCCUGCAGCCAGUUCUGUCCCCGAUUUAGCCCCACCUCAAGAAGGUGCUGGAUCUGUCCCUCUGCCCUUGGGCGUCCUCCGUCACGGGUGACCUAGCUUCUCUGGGGCGGAGCGUGGGGGGGUCCUCCUUCUCCCCCGCCGUGGCCUAGAUUCCCCUUGUCCCAGCUCCCUGCUCAGAGUCAUGUCUCUUUUCUGGGGGGUGGGUGGGGGCUAUGGCCAAGAAGCAUUUCUCUGCCUCUGUGGCUAGAGGACCACCUACCUUCCUCCCCUCUUCAUUAAAAAGCAGCAGCGUGCUUCCUUCUAGACUCCCACCCACCCUCCCUUCAUGGCCUUCUGCUUGCAAGCUCUCCCCCGCUGAAAGCAGGCCACCAGAACAAGCCUUUUCCCACCCUGCUUAAAGUUGUUGAAAUCUCUUAAAAAAUAAUAAUUCUGCAACCUGUAUAGUUGUUGCGGGUUUGUGCAUCUCCUCCCCCAAAUUUUUUUUAAUUUCAUAAAAUUUAUGCACCGCUCGAUUGUGAAAAUCCCCCUCAAAGCAGUUUACACAAAAGAUCGUUAAGAAAAAUAAACGGCAAGAAUUCUGAGGAGGCGCCAAAGAGAUUGCAGUGGAAACGCCUGCCCUGGUGUCAAGUGGCAGGGAGUUCCAAAGUUACUCAAGGUUGCAAUGUCUCCAUCCCCAAAAUGGCAAUAGGUUGUUCCAGAAGGAGGUCUUCAUCUCUCCAUCUUUUCAUCACUGGUUGACGCCUCCCUUUUAACCGCAGAAGAACGUUCUCUCACCCUGUGCAGCUGUCCUGUUUUUUCCUGUUCCAGGAACCCCGAUGGCCACAAUUAAAAUGCUUCUAAAAGCCUCUCUCGCCAUCAAGCAUCCUGAGUCCCAGAGGAUAGAAUACAGAGGUUACAAUAUCCAAAAUAUUGAGAGGCCUGGUGGCGCUGUGGGCUAAACCACUGCACCUAGGACCUGCCGAUCGGAUGGUCGGCGGUUCGAAUCCCCGUGACGGGGUGAGCUCCCGUUGUUCGGUCCCAGCUCCUGCCCACCUAGCAGUUCGAAAGCACCUCAAAAGUGCAAGUAGAUAAAUAGGGACCGCUCUCUGGUGGGAAGGUAAACGGUGUUUCCGUGUGCUGCUCUGCUUCGACAGUAGUGGCUUAGUCACGCUGGCCACGUGACCUGGAAGCUGUCUGCAGACAAGCGCCGGCUCUCAGCCUCUUGAGCGAGAUGAGCACGCAACGCCAGAGUCGGUCACAACUGGACUGUAUGGUCAGGGGUCCUUUACCUUUUUAUAUUCAUCAUUUAUGUUCCUCUAUGCCAGAGGUUUCCCAAACUUUUUGGGACCCCUGCCCUAUAAAAAGCAAUAUUCAGGAUAGCUGUUUGCACAACCCACUAAGGGAAAUAAUAGCACCAGACAGGAGGAAGAGAUAAUUGCACAUUGAUUCAAGGUCCAAUUAACACUAUUUAAUUCAGUUAAUUCAACCAAAGAGAUGAAUUUGGACCCAGUGACAGUCUGGCAGUCUCUUCCACCUCUAGCCGCCCCCCCCCCCACUGCCACCCCUUUAGUGCCCCCACUAGGGAAUCCCACCACCUCCAGGGGGCGCUACCGCACACUUUGGCUCUAUGCUGAGCACGAACACAUGCGUAUGGAUGUCAAAGCUCCGUCAUGCGGGCACAAAAUUAAGACAUUUAACCGCCCCGAACGCUGUGCGAUGUUGUCCUGCCUGUAUGUGGGGUUAAUCCUGGGUCCCUCUGAGGAAGGCCAAGGGGCAGCCGCCUGGGAGAUUCCCCUUCCUGGUAUCAUCAGAAUCAUCCAGCCUCAGCCUCUUGACAGCCCUCUAAAAAUAUUAUCUAUAUGCGUCUUUUAAUUUCGGAAGACGUUAAUAUCUGAAGGGUAAAUGACUGGGGGGCAGGAAUCAGAGGAAGGGAGAAUCUCUCCCAGGUGGGAGCUGGAAGGAUUGAAGGUUAAGACAAAAUACUGAGAAAGUAGACAGACAGACAGAUAGAUAGAUAGAUUAAAAAACCUAUAUACUUUUGUAUUUUAUUAGGUUCAUUAUUGUCGUUGAUAUUUUAUUUCACUUGUUUUCUUUCUCUUUUUUGGUUUUCCUUUUUUUGAGCUCUAUUAUUCCUUUUAUAUGAUGCUGAAAAAAUAAAAAUGAGGUUAUUUUUGUUAAUCCAGCCUCUGCCCAGGUGGCUUUUAUAGCACAUGAAUCUCUUUCUCUCUUUUCCUCAUCUAUAAUACAUAGCGGUGAAGCUGCUGAGUCAGUGGCUGGGCUCCACGAUGGACUGGAGCCAGUCCUAAUGGGCCUGAUGGGUCGAGGGUUAUCGCCAGAGGGGUAAUCAGCCAUUUACUCUUACGGCAAAAAAAGCAACACCACCAGCAGGGUCUUGUGAUAUCUGAAAAGCAAACAACUGUAGUGUGUGUGGCACCUUUAAAUUAUGUAACUUGAUUAUUGGGGUUUCAAUUGAAUAUUAAGUGGUUUAGAGGUCUUUUGUGCCAGAACAUGGGAAGAGCUUGGCUGCUGGAUCGGGCCAAUGGCCUGCCUAGUCAAGCAUCCCAGUGGCUGAACCGUUGACUGUGGAAAACCCACACUCAGGAUUUGACCGCCUCCCCUCCUGCGGGAUCGCAGCAACUGGUAUUCAAAAGCAUCACUGUCUCCAUGGAGGCAGAGGAGAACCAUCACAGCCAGUAGCCAUUCAUAGCCGUGGACAGACCAUGAAUUUCUUAGCAGGAAAGGAUCUAGGGGUCUUGGUGGAACACAAGCUGAACAUGAGUCCACAUGAGUGUGAUGCAGCAGCAAAAAAGGCAAAUGCUAUUCUAGGCUGCAUCAACAGAAGUCUAGUGUCCAGAUCAAGGGAAGUCAUAGUCCAGCUCUCUUCUGCCUUGGUUGGACCACACCUGGAAUACUGUGUCCAGUUCUGGGUGCCACAAUUUUAAAAUGCCAUUGGUAAGCUGCAAUGUGCGCAGAGGAGGGCAACAAAGAUGAUCCAGUACAGUGGUACCUCGGGUUACAUACGCUUCAGGUUACAGACGCCUCAGGUUACAGACUCCGCUAACCCAGAAAUAGUACCUCAGGUUAAGAACUUUGCUUCAGGAUGAGAACAGAAAUCGUGCUCCGGCGAUACAGCGGCAGCAGGAGGCCCCAUUAGCUAAAGUGGUGCUUCAGGUUAAGAACAGGUUGAGAACGGACCUCCAGAAUGAAUUAAGUUCUUAACCCGAAGUACCACUGUAUAUCUGAAGGAGCGUCUCCACCCCCAUCGUUCUACCCGGACACUGAGGUCCAGCGCCAAGGGCCUUCUGGCGGUUCCCUCACUGUUAGAAGCCAAGUUACAGGGAACCAGGCAGAGGGCCUUCUUGGUGGUGGCACCCGCCCUGUGGAAUGCCCUCCCACCAGAUGUCAAAGAGAAUAACAACUACCAGACUUUUAGAAGACAUCUGAAGGCAUCCCUGUUUAGGGAAGCUUUUAACGUUUGAUGCAUUACGGUAUUUUAAUAUUUUGUUGGAAGCCGCCCAGAGUGGCUGGGGAAGCCCAGCCAGAUGGGUGGGGUAUAAAUAAUAAAUUGUUGUUGUUGCUGCUGCUGCUAAGUCUGGAAACCAAGCCUGAUGAGGAACGGUUGAAGGAGCUGGAUAUGUUUAGCCUGGAAAAGAGAAGACUGAGAGGAGAUAUGAGAGCCAUCUUCAAAUAUCUCAAAUAUCACAAGGAGGAUGGAGAAAGCUUGUUUUCUCCUGCUCUGCAAGGUAAGACUCGAACCAGUGGAAUCAAGUUUACAAGAAAGGAGAUUCCAACUCAACAUUAGGAAGAACUUUCUGACCGUAAGAGCUGUUCGACGCUGGAACAACGGCCUCCCUUCCGAAGGUGGUGGACUCUCCUUCCUUGGAAGUUUUAAGCAGAGAUUGGACGGCCAUCUGUCAGGAAUGCUGAAAUUCCUGCAUUGCAGCGGGUUGGACUGGAUGACCCUUGCAAUCCCUUCCAACUCUAUGAAAGCCGUCCUUGCCGUCCCUGCCUCCUGUGGCAGUGAGUUCCACAGUUUCACACUAUGCUGUGUGAAAGAGGACCUCUUCCUUGGACGCAGUCUAUAAAGGCUGGGUGAAAAUAAACAGAAUGUGGGCCGUGGGUUUUGUGGGGCUGCCCAGCUGGGAACUCCAGAUGUUCUGAGUCUUCCUCUCAGCCCCAGCCGCCAGGCUGAGAGUUGCUGCGGUCCAGAAAGGGCCGUCACUGCCUUUCUCCGCCUCUAACCUACCUCGCAGGGCUGUUGUGAGGAUAACAGGGGGAGGAGGGAAACCGCGUACUCAGAAAGGUGAGAUACAAACAAACAAACAAAUGAUGCUCAAAUAUACAAACGAGGCUUCCCAUCGCCGUUGCGCAUGGCGCGCUGCGCCCUUCAAGGCGGCAUCUGUGCGCCUCUCCAUCGAAACCGGCGUCGUCUCCGUCCCGGGCUAGGCUGAGGGGGGGGGACCCCUCCUUCCUCGGGUCAUGGGAGGGGACGGCGGGGGGGGGGUGGCUCCUCCCUCCCUCUCCCCCGCCUCCCCCGCCGGAGUCACGUAGCUCUGCGGCACCGCAGCCUCUUUUACAGCCGGAGCCGCGCCGCCCGCACACGCAGCUUGCUCCAAGCCUCGACGACAGACGGACGCACGGACGGGAGGCCGGUAAGCCCGCCAGGAUCGGGUCCCAGAGACCCCCCCCCAUACCUUCCUCCUCCGUGGCACCGUUGCCUGUCCCCCCUCCCCACAAGAAGGCAAGACCCCCCACUACCAUUUGCUCGAGGGGAAGGACGCACGGCACCCCACCGAAAGACGGUCCGAGGAUAGGACACUUGGUGGUGGGGCUCCCCUGUUUAUUUUUCCAGCCCCCCAAUUCCUCAUCUCUGCCUGGUUUUCUGGGGAGCACCCUACACAUAUUUUUUUGGAGGGAUGGGAAGGGGUUUUUUGGGGGGAGGGGAGCAAUCUCCAGCCUCCCCCUCUGUGCUGCGGUGCAAAGUGAUGAAGAGGCGUCAUAUGGGAGGAAGGAAAGGAGCCUGGGGUUCAGAUGGAGCCCCUUAGCGAGGUUAGGGGGUUGCUGUGGGAGUGGUGGCGAAAUGCACUCUGCAUGUGCUCAGAGGCACCCGCCGGGCAGGCAAAGUGUAGGGCGGGAUUGGUUCCAGCUAAUGUGCGUGCGUGGUUGAGGAGGGAGGCCCAGCCAUCAAAUCCCUCCAAACGCCACCCCCUUCCCAUCUUUUGCUAAUUCCGGCAUCCUUUCUCCUGCGAAAAAUACCCCUUUAAAAUUAUUAUGUUUGCAUUUCUGUAACCCAGGAAGCAAAGUCCCAAAUGGCGGGGAGGGGGUCCAGAGAGGCAAGGGGGCUGACUUCCACCCUGGGGCUCCCCCAGCUGCUGACCGCCGUGUUAGGGUCCGUCUUGGUGGUCCUGCCAGCCUCCACUUGGAUUUGGGGCUCCUGUUCUGGGCCGCCCCCCUUGGUAGGUAUAAAAAUAUGUGCGGGUAUUUCUUGCACCCAGAAUUCUGGAAUGGCGAUUCCUCCUUGCCUGCCUGUUUGCUAGUCGUUCCCUGGCACCCGUUGCCCAGGGAUGGGGAGGGAGCCUUGAGUCCUUUGGCGCUGGCUGGGUUGGGGGUGGCGAAGUGGGAGGGGAGCUGAAAGCAGCUUUCGUGGGACGCUUUCGGAAUGGCAACAUCUCUUGUUCCUGGCUCAAAAAAAGCUUUUUUUGUGAGCCUGGCAGAUUGAUGGCUUGAAUUAAAUCUUCCUUUCUGGACAGAUGGCUAAGAGGCAAGUCUCUCCCGCCCCUGCCCCCCUCACUUUUCUUGCCUGUGGCUCAACUUGCUUUCUUGAAAGCGGAAAACACCAGAUGAGAUGUUGAAUUUUAAUAUAGUGAUUGAUCGGUUGCUUGCUUUCCUAUUCCAUCUCUAAGGAACUCAAGGUGGUCUGCAGGGCCCCCCCCCAACAAUAACCCUGCGAGGCAGGCUAGCCCAAGAGGCAGUGGCUGGCCCCCAAGGUCACCCACCCAGAGAGCCCCAUGGCCAAGAGGGAGGAUUUGAACCCUGGUGUCUCUAACCACUAUACCACACUGCCUCUCUGGCGUGCAUGUUACAUUUACAGGGAAUGUGGGGCGCAGCUCAGCGCUCCAGAGCCCCUGCUUUGCAUGCAGAAGGUCCCAGACUCAGUCCCCAAUGGUAGGGCUGGGAGAGACUGCAACCCUGGAGAGGCAGUGCUGCCGGUCAGUGUGCGCAAUACUGGGCUGGAUGGACUCUGUAUAAGGAAGCUUCCUAUAUAGGUAGUGGCAAAGCACCUCCUUGCAGAAGGUCCCAGGCUUGGUCCCCAGUGGUGUCUCCAGGUAGGGCUGUAAGAGAGUCUGAAAUCCUGGAGAGCCAUUGCUGCCAGUCAGAGUAGGCAUUAUUUAGCUAAGUGGAGGAAGCCUCUAACUCACUAUAAGGCAGCUUCCAGAGUUUCUAUGAACCAGCAUGGCAGAGUGGGGAGAGACUUGGACUGGGACCUGGGAGAGACCAGGGUUCAAAUCCCUUGAGCUCCCUGGAGACAAAGGUGGGAUCCAAAGGCCAUAAAUCCAUGGUCCACCCCUAUUUCAUUCUCACAGCAACCCUGCCAGGUAGGUUAGGUUGAGAAGCCAAGGUCACCCACUGAGCUGAGGGGGAAGAUUUGAACCCUGGUCUUUCUCAGGCUGACACCCUAGUCCACUGUGCCACAUCCGCUCUGACCAGACACCGAAUUUUUAGUGUGUGUGUGUGAGGCUUUCUCUGAGUUGCCCUGGGCUUUGCCAACCAGCCCUGAGAAGAGGGCGUGUGGUGGGUUGCCGUCUCCCCAAAAAUGGGGCGAAAACCGGCUGGCGGGUUGGGGCAGCCCACGAAGCUGCCAAGGAUGUAGCAAGGUCACAGGGCCCCUGGCCUGGGGUGGGGGUCUCUGGCCCAGCUCUGGUGCCCGGUUUGGGGUCAUUGGUGCUGAUAAUAAUAAUAAUAAUAAUAAUAAUAAUAAAUUUAUUAUUUGUACCCCACCCGUCUGGCUGGGCUUCCCCAGCCACUCUGGGCGGCUUCCAACAAAGAUUAAAAAUACAGUGGUACCUCGGGUUAAGAACUUAAUUCGUUCCGGAGGUCCGUUCUUAACCUGAAACAGUUCUUAACCUGAAACACCACUUUAGCUAAUGGGGCCUCCCGCUGCCACCGGAGCACGAUUUCCGUUCUCAUCCUGAAGCAAAGUUCUUAACCCGAGGUACUAUUUCUGGGUUAGCGGAGUCUGUAACCUGAAGCGUAUGCAACCCAAGGUACCACUGUACAUUAAAAUGUCACACAUUAAAACUUCCCAGAACAGGGCUGCCUGAUGAGUAUCUGGCAGUGUUGUGGGACCGCCUUGCCCCUCGUGUUGAUGAGGGAAGAGGAAGGGUGUUGGCCCCCACCUAGGAGGAACUUCUCCUCCCAACUGGAGAUACCCAGGAAGCAGGAUUAGGAUCACGGAGAGGGGUCCAGUCCUUUUAGGAGAAGAGCUUAAGGGGAGCAGGAUCUGCCUGCACAAUGAGGACUAGCGCAUCUUUCUCCAAAGGGAAGCAAACACACGGCAGAGUCUUCGAAAAGGUUCCGGAAGGGGCAGCCCAAAUGACCCAGGGAGUGGAAAGACUAACCCUGGGAGGAGAGCUUGCAGCGUUUGGGACGUCCCACAGCGCAGGGUUAAGCUGUGGAACUCCCUCCCACAAGGGCCACCAACCUAGAUGACUUUAGAAGAGGAUUGGACAGAUUCCUGGCGGGGGGGAGGGCUCUGCUCUGGCUGCACUUCUGAAUCCCAGUUGCUGGAACCCACAGGAAGGGAGAGCGCUCUUGAGUUCGAAUCCUGCCAUGGGUUUCCCAUGGGGGCAUCUGCUUGGCCGCUGUGAGGGCAGGAGACUGGACCAGAUGGGCCAUGGGCCUGAUCCAGCAGCCGCUUCUUAUGUUCUUAUACUUUUAUGUUUCCACGCUCUCCUGGAGCUCCCAGAGACAGGGAUUGCUUCAUGUUGACAGGUCGCUUUGAUGGAAUACCCAUUGUAGAAUUGCAGAGUUGGCAGGGGCCCCCAGGGGCCAUCCAGUCCCACCCCCUGCAGCGGCUUGCAGAGAGUUGGGGGGCAAGAAGUAGCAAACCCCCUUUCUCCCUUAUGAGAAAAGACAGCAAGGCUGGGGCCUUUUUAGCUUAGGAAACCAGGCAAAUUGCGGAGGUGUAAACAUUUAUGUGAGGUGUGAUAGAGAUGGAGAGAGGGUUCUUUCCCCCUUUUAUUUAUUAAUUAUUGUCUAUUUAUUGUAUUGAUAUCCCAAGGAGCUCAAGAUGAUGAUGAAGAUGAUAAUAAUAAUAAUAAUAUUUUAUUUAUACUCCGCCCUUCCCAGUUCAGAAACCGGGCUCAGGGCAGCUAACAACAAAUUUAAAACACUUAAUUGAUGCAACAAAAAACAGCAUAAAACAUGGAUAACAAUUAAUUCAGAAUUCAAAAAUCAAUUUGGGGGGGGAAACCAUCCAAUAAAUAUUAGGUGAUCACCAGGGCUAGCUGGCUAAAUUAGUCCUAUUUGGGCCAGCGAGGAGAACAGGGGAGAAUUAGCUGUGGGAUCCCAGAGUGGGCAAUCUUCAUAAAAGGGGGGGGGGAGGGAAAAAGAUGGCAUGGAAAGUUCUCUUCCUCCCCAUUUCAUCCCCCCAGCAACCCUGUGAGGUGGCUUAUGCCGAGACUGAGCGACUGGCUUCCAAGUUCAGGCAGUGAGAGCUUCGUGACUCAGCUGGGUGAUUUGAACCCGGGUCUCUCCCAGGUCCUGGUCUGGCACUCUCACCACUAGGCCACCACAGGCUCUGCAUAAUGCGAUGAUCCAAAGGGGGCUGCCCAAUGAAGCUCAGGACAGGCAAAAGGAAGGACUGGUUCAGGCACCGUGUAGUUGAACUAUGGAACUCACUGCAACAAGAUAUUUAUUUAUUUUAAAAACAGUGUCCUGUUCUCUCUCCGCUUUCUCCAUGCUGUGCGAUGGGCUGUAAACAUCUGACGGCAUCCUUGUUUGGGGAAGUUUUUAAUGUUUAAUGCUGUGUUGUGUUUUUAAUAUUCGGUUGGGAGCCGCCCAGAGUGGCUGGGAAGCCCACCCAGAUGGGUGAGGUAUUAAUAAUAAUAAUAAUAAUAAUAAUAAUAAUAAUAAUAAUGUUGCCUUAUCUCUAAGUCUCAAAGGCUCCUGGCUUCUUGGGAGAAGAAUAUUUGGGGAUAUUGUUGUAAAAGGCGAAAGAUUUAUAUGAUCUGAAGAGAAACCAGAGUAUUUGGGGAUAUUGAUGUAAACAAAAUCUGCCCUUUCCCCCUUAUGGGGUAUCCAAGAGCCCAUAAAAUUCUUAUCACAAUAUCCUACUGAUUCACUGGAUUUGGGGCCUGUGCUGCUGAUAAUAAUGAUAAUGAUGAUGUUAAUAAUAAUAAUAAUAAUGGCAAUAAUUAAUAAUGGGUCCCCAUUUGGUGGCCGCAGAAAAGAAAAGCCCUUGCAGGGCAUGUUUGUUUUGCAGGCUGUGCUUGAGAGGGGAAGGGUGCUUAAUCCUCAGGGGUCACUAACAGCAAAGCCCUCAGCUGCCUGUGGUUGGGGGGGGGAGGGCCUGGCCGUGUGCUGCCAUCUGGCUGGGGCUGCCACGAGACUGGGCACGUGUCUGUGCUGGUGGCUGUGAUCGCCCCGCUCUCUGUUACAUAAGUUGUCCUCUGCUACGUGCUCCCUGGAUGGGUAGGCGGGCAGAAUGGUGGCGGUUCUGUCUGUCUGGUUGGGUGGCGCAGCUGGGUGGGGGGCUUGGAAGUCCCCCCUCCCUGCAACUGCCUGAGCAGAUGAGGCCUGGCAGAGAGGGGGCUGGCCCAGCACCCAUCUUUUUAAAUUUAUAUACUGCCCUUCAUCCAAAGAUGGGGGGGGGGGGGGCGUUGGCAGAAUAAAAUACAAGAUAAAACACAGUACAGUGUUACCUCGGGUUAAGUACUUAAUUCGUUCCGGAGGUCUGUACUUAACCUGAAACUGUUCUUAACCUGAAGCAUCACUUUAGCUAAUGGGGCCUCCUGCUGCUGCUGGAGCACGAUUUCUGUUCUCAUCCUGAAGCAAAGUUCCUAACCUGAAGCACUAUUUCUGGGUUAGCGGAGUCUGUAACCUGAAGCGUAUGUAACCUGAAGCAUAUGUAACCUGAGGUACCACUGUAAAUAAUUAAACCAAAACAACAAAAGAAUAACUCCCCCUUCCCGCUGAUACCUUUAAAAGGCUUUAGAAUACUAAUCAGCCAAAGGCGUUAAACUGUGGAACUCCCUGCUGCAGGAGAAGUGGAUGUUGGACUAGGUGGCCAUUGGCCUGAUCCAGCAGGCUCUCCUUACGUUGUGAUCCUGGAAUCGUUGCCAUUCCUUUUGUAAAACCAGAUCCCCGAAUUGUGUUUCCCAGGCCUGAUCAGCCCGUCAUACUCAGCAAAGCUUCUGUUUUAAGCUCUCUAUCUAGUUCCAUCCCCCAGCUGGGAAUUAGUUUAAGGGGUUAGAUAAAUAGAUAGUUUAUUACGGUCGGAGACCAGCUUAUAAAACACACUUGGGGGUACAGUCCCAGAAGGAAAGCAAACAAUUAGAACAUUGUACAACAAUAAAUUUAAAAUUUAUAAAUGCGAUAAGCGUUUACGGGGUUGAAAAAUGGAAUUAAACUGAUUGUUCUUUCGAUGCACAGAUGUCGACUCGAUCGAUAUUCGCACAUAAAGUUUCCAUGAGCUCUGUAGCAGAUAUUGAUUGAGUAAAUUGGAAAUCCCUAGAUUGGUUUUGGAUAACAAAAAUGUACAAGGUUGCGGUACUGACUUGCUAUGCAUAUGGGUUGACUUUCUGUUUAUUCUGGAAGCUUUUUGUCAUCGUUUAAAGACAAGCGAACAAGGCUUGCAUAAAAGCAGCGAGUGGACGGAGGCCUUGGCAAAGUUGGCGGGAGUUGGUGACCUCCAUUUGCGGGGUGGGGGAGCCCUAGAAAGAGCUGCCCCCAUGGGCGCCAUGUCAGGAAAGGUAGGGGGUCUCUGCUGACUUGCUUCUUGUGCCUUCCUUUGGCGCAGGGAAAAGCAGCCAAGAUGACGCACCAGUACCCCGCCCUCACCACGGAGCAGAAGAUGGAGCUCUCCGACAUCGCCCAGCGGAUCGUGGCCCCGGGCAAGGGGAUCCUGGCAGCCGAUGAAUCCGUGGGUAGGCCUCUUUUUCUUUUAAAAAGCGCCCCUGGAAAUUUCCUGCACUGGUUCUCCACUUAGGCAGGAAGCCCCAGAUGCACAACUAUAGGAUGGGGGGGCACAUGGCUUGACAACAGAGCAUGUGAGAAGGAUUGGGGUGGGGUUGGGGGGUCUUAGGAAACCACAAGCUGAGCAGGAGUCCACAGUGUGAUGCAGCAGCAAAAGAGCGAAUGCUUCUCUAGCCUGCAUUAAGAGAAGUCUAGUGUCCAGAAUCUCAGGGGUCAGUAAACUUUUUCAGCAGGGGGCUGGUCCACUGUCCCUCAGACCUUGUGGGGGGCCAGACUAUGUUUUGGAGGGGGGGGAAAGAACAAAUUCCUAUGCCCCACAAAUAACCCAGAGAUGCAUUUUAAAUAAAAGCACACAUUCUACUCAUGUAAAAACACGCUGAUUCCUGGACUGUCCAUGGGCUGGAUUUAGAAGGCGAUUGGGCCGGAUCCGGCCCCCAGGCUUUAGUUUGCCUACCCAUGGCCCAGAUCAAGGGAAGUCAUAGUCCCGCUCUAUUCUGCCUUGGUCAGAUCACACCUGGAGUCCUGUGUCCAGUUCUGGGCGCCACAAUUGAAGGAGGAUGUUGACAAGCUGUAAGGUGGGCAGAGGAGGGAGACCAGGAUGGUCAAGGGCCUGGAAACCAAGCCUGAUGAGGAACGGUUGAAGGAGCCAGAUAUGUUGAGCCUGGAAACGAGGAGUUUGAGAGGACAUAGGAGAGCCAUCUUCAAAUAUCUCAAGGAAGAUGGAGCAAGCUUGGUUUCUCCUGCUCUGGAAGGAAGGACCCGAAACAAUCCUGUCAGGGAUUCUUUAGUUGAGAUUCCUGCAUUGCAGGGGGUUGGACUAGAUGACCCUUGGGGAUCCCUCCCUGUCCUAGGAUUCUAUGAUACCAAUUCUCUGCUGGUGUUACCUGCUGGCUUUGGCCGACCUUAUCGAGCGGCUUUUGAUUCCCAUUUUACAGAUGGCAACUGAGGCUGAGAGUCAAGAUCCCUCAGACUAGGGGCACUGCAGACUAACAUACCCCUGACCCUCCCGCCAUUGCGCUUCUGAACAUUUGCGUGGGUUUUUGGUUUGCUAAGCCCCCUCUGCCUUCCUCCUCCUCCGACAGGGAGCAUGGCCAGCGGCUGAACCAGAUUGGAGUGGAGAACACGGAGGAGAACCGACGUCUCUACCGCCAGAUCCUCUUCAGCGCCGACAGCCGGGUGGAGAAGUGUAUCGGAGGGGUCAUCUUCUUCCACGAGACCAUGUACCAGAAGGCGGAUGACGGCACGCCCUUCGUCGAGAUGGUCAAGGACAAGGGCAUCGUCGUGGGCAUCAAGGUGCGCGAGGCGAAUCGGGGCCGUGGGUCACGAGGUUUCUCCCCCUUCGAGGGAAAGGAAACAACCGCCGGCUCUUGUUUGCAGGGAGUCUCAAGGCCAGACCCUGGCGACCCCGUGCCCUCCCCACCUCUUGGACUACAACUCCCAUGGGUGUAUAAUCCCGGGGCUGAUGGGAAUUGUAGUGCGGCAAGAUCUGGAGGGCAGCAGGUUCCUGGCUUGUUCUGGGCCUUGGAGAGGGUCUGGGUCCCUAGAGGGUCUGUCACAGAGGCGUCGGUCACCCUUGGGUGUCUUGUGUCUUUCACAGGUGGACAAGGGCGUUGUGCCCCUCGCUGGGACCGAUGGAGAGACCACCACCCAAGGUAGGAGCCUUUGAAAGCCCAGCCAAACCCAUCGGAUGAGUUGCUAGCUAGCUGGUGUUCAAAUGUGCAUGCAGGUCAAAGCGAUGUUUCGGAAUAGCUGUUUCCUUCGCCAUCCUAGAGACGAUUUUGAGCUGGAUGGAUCAAUGCUCUGAUUCAGUGCAAAGCACAUUUGCUGCCCUUGCCCAUUGUUCCAAAGGUCGGGUUGGGAUUAACUUGAUCUGCUCUUUCUGUAAGUGGAUUAGGUCUUAGAUGCUUCACGCCAUGAAAUUUUAGGGCUGAGGGUAAGGUAAAGGUAAAGGGACCCCUGACCAUUAGGUCCAGUCGUGGCCGACUCUGGGGUUGUGGCGCUCAUCUCGCUUUACUGGCCGAGGGAGCCGGCGUACAGCUUCCGGGUCAUGUGGCCAGCAUGACUAAGUCGCUUCUGGCGAACCAGAGCAGCGCACGGAAACGCCGUUUACCUUCCCCCCAGAGCGAUACCUUUUUAUCUACUUGCACUUUGAGGUGCUUUCAAACUGCUAGGUGGGCAGGAGCAGGGACUGAGCAACGGAGGCUCACCCCAUCGCGGGGAUUCGAACCGCCGACCUUCUGAUCGGCAAGUCCUAGGCUCUGUGGUUUAACCUACAGCGCCCCCCAUGUCCCAGGGCCGAGGGUAGGCUCUCUUAAAUAAAUAAAUAAUCAAGAGUGCUAAGAAGAUGAGAAUAGCCUGCGGGAUCAGAGCAGUGGCUCAUCUAAUCCUGUAUCCUCUUCUCGCAUGUGCCAAAUGCCCCAAAGAACCUGGGAAUCGAGAUAGACUGCCUCUGGACCUGGAGGUUCUAUAGGAACAUCAGAAGAGCCCGGCUGCUGGAUCAGGCCAAAGGAGGCCCAUCUAGUUCAGCCUCCUGUUCUCACAGUGGCCAACCAGGUGCCUCUUCUGGGAAACUUGCAAUCAGGAUCCAAGCCUGAGCCCUUUCCUUUACUGUGGUUUUCAUCAACUGGUAGUCAGAAGCAUUUACUGGCUCCAGCCUGGCUAGCAGCCAUCGAUAGCCCUCUCCUCCUCCAUCAAUCGGUCCAGUCCUCUUUUAAAGCCAUCUCGCUUGGGGGUCAUCAGUGUUUCCUGUGGGAGAGAGUUCCAUAGCUUAAGUCUGCGCGGUCCUUUCUCACUAAUAAUGAUAACAUCUGCGGAAACCUCCUAUUUCAUCAGACCUGUGUAGGCAUUAAAGACAUGUCCCAUAACGGUUUGUUGAUGCUUGUUUUAAAAUAGUCUCUUUUGCUUCAAAAUAGUUUUUAUUUUUUUAUGUGGUUCUCUUCUUUUUCAUAUUGUAACACACCUUGAUAUGUUCUGUGAUUUAACGGUACAGAAAUACCUUGAUAAAUAACUCAGGGCUUGUGAAUGAUUAACUGCCUCCAUCAGGCAACUGAAAGCUCUUAAAAAAAAGAAAAAAGGUUUUAUUAAAGCUUUAUCACAAUACAAUGAGAUAAAAGAAACUAACCUAAAUAAAAACACAGAGAAAGAAAAAGGAAAAUGCAGAGUCCUCUCUCAGAGGCAGCUCUUAAUCGCGCAGAAGGUGGUUCAGCCCCCUAGCUCUCACCUGGAAGCUGUAACUAAAAGUUCCAUAACUGUUUAAUUGGAGUAAUUAAACUCUGCAGCCCUAAACCCUGAUACCACCGGCUAAUUAUUUUAAAUAUCUCCAGCCCAUCCCUUAGGAAGGUGCCAGUUAACAGGUCAGGCUUUUGAUUUUUAAAAUACAAGUAUAUUAUUGUCCGCCCCCAAUGUUUCCCUUCCUUCCUCCUGCCAGGCCUGGACGGGCUUUCUGAGCGCUGCGCUCAGUACAAGAAAGACGGGGCGGAUUUCGCCAAGUGGCGCUGCGUGUUGAAGAUCAGCGAGAACACCCCCUCCGCCCUGGCCAUCCUGGAGAAUGCCAAUGUCCUGGCGCGCUAUGCCAGUAUCUGCCAGCAGGUAAGGGCCCCCGGCUGCCGGGAGCGUCUGGAACAGAGGAAGUCCCCUUGCAAUGACUGUCUAGCUUGGUAUUGUCUGCCCUGGCUGGCAGCAGCUCUCCCGGGUCUCUCACAGCCCUGCCUGGAAAUGCCGCUGAGGACUGAACCCAGGACCUUCUGCAUGCAAAGCAGGCCACGGCCCUUCCCCUACAAAGUUUCUAGUCCUCAUGCAUUUAAAUAAAGCUUCGCCUGUAAUAGGAACAUGGGAAGCUGCUUUAUGUAGGGUCUGGUAUUUGGUAUUUUCAACACGGACUGGCAGCUAGAGCCCUUUCCUUAAAAAAACCCCAUAUGGCUAUACUCCUUAUGGUUCUAAAUAAAGGGGCAAACAGGAAGCUGCCUGGUGCAGACUACAGUCCAUUGGGAUUGCGUACGCACUGGCUGGCAGCAGUUCUCCAGGGUUUUAGCUGGCAAGUGUCAUUUCCAGCCCAGAUGCCGUUGGGGUUUGAACCUGGGGCCUUCUGCAAGCCAAGCAGGUUCACCACACCCCUGGGCUCUGGCCCUGUGCUAGCCUCAUGCCUUGCCACAUGCCCAGAGUGGCGAUGGGGAAGAUGGCAGUGUGGCCUAGUGGUGAGAGUGUCUGACCAGGACCCAGGAGAGACCGGGGUUCAGAUCCCCCACUCAUAGGCCAGUCACGCUGCCUCUCUCCGCCCAAGCUACUUCGCAAGGUUGUUGUGGGGGUGAAUGGGGAGGAUGAGAACCAAGCUGAGUUCCUUGGGAAUAAAGGUGGGCUAAAUAAUGGAAUAAAUAAAUAAAAAUGAAAUAAAAUUAUGCAGCCGCCACACUGCAUCUUCCGGGGCAAAGAAGCCUCUCGCGUCUUAAGUGCCUGUGUUGGCCUUUCUGCUCUAGAACGGCAUCGUGCCCAUUGUGGAACCAGAGAUCUUGCCCGACGGAGAACACGAUUUGAAGAGGUGCCAGUACGUGACUGAGAAGGUGAGGCAUCUCUGUGUGUGUGUAAGUUUAGAAAACAGGCAUGGCUGCCCCCACCCCUUUCAAAAUUUCAUUUUUUAAUGUCCAUAAAACAGAACAAUUGUAACAGAUAAAAAAACCAAAACUGUGAAAUGGGUACAUAGAACACAGCUGCACAUGAGUUAAAAUGGCAAAGUGCAAGUGUAAAUUCUCAACGUUAUCAGAUUAUCAAGCUUGGUUUAAACAAUGCUUCCAUUGCAUAUGUCACAGAACGAACACCAAAUCACAUAAACGGCAUCUGGAAGCCUUAAUUUUCUCAUUAUAGCUCUAUUCCAGAAUGAGGGGUACCAAGUGUAAGAUUUUGGGCUGGAAAACAGGGCUGGCUUAAUCCACAUGGUGAAAGGCUAUCUUUGGGUUUUUAUGCUUUUUCUUCUUAAAGUUUACAGACUCCGCCAAAGUGUUUAGCAGAAUGCCAGCAAGGCUGAACCCCGCUGUCAUUUUUUCAGUAUUAGAAGGGCUGGCAGGAAGCAAAAUAGUUUUGUUAACGUUUUGUUUCUGUGAUCCUUUGCAUUGGAUAUGUCGUAAAUAAAUACAAUGUGACCUGCAACUUUUAAAGAAGCCUUGAAAGAGCAUGAGGACAGCUUUGCCUGUGCGCGUCCCACAUUCAGCGGGGUCCGGUAAGUGGCAUAGCGGCCUCUGACCGUGGAGGAAGUGCUAGCUGUUGUGGCCAGGAGCCGUCAAUAGCCCUUUCCUCCUUGUAUUGGCCCAAUCCUCUCCCCCCCCCCCCCAAUUUUUAAAUUAAUUUUCCAAAAUUUAAAACAAACAGACAUACAUCCUAUUUAUAAUUAAACCAAUCUUUGUAACAUUAUUAAGUGACUUCCUCAAAUCCCCUUGGUUGAAUUUCAUUAUAUAUUAUUUUAGCAGUUUUCCAAAAUCAAUUUUCUCAAAAAAUUAACUUGAUCACUUAACAUCUUUCAUUUUCCAAUCAAGCUAUCUUAACAUAUUUAACUAAAUAGUCUUUAAAUUUCAUCCAUUUUUCCUGGUACUCCUCCUUCUGGUCGCGGACUCUUCCAGUCCGGUCGGCCAGCUCCGAAAAAUCCAUCAUCCUCAUCUGCCAAUCUUCCACUUUUGGUACUUCUUGUGUUUUCCAGUUCUUCGCUAACAAGAUCCUUGCUGCAGUUGUGGCAUACAAAAACAAUUUAACAUCUUUCUUGAGCAAUUCCAAACCUGUUAUUCCAAGAAGAAAGGCCUCUGGUUUCUUAAUAAAUGUAUGGCGACGAAGGUAGCGGCUUAGUAAAGGCGGCUUAGUUAACUUCGUCUGCCUUUAGAUUAAGUUUUAAGUAGUUUUAAGUAGUUAUUUUAAUCCCCCUCUGGGUUUUUAUUGUUUUAUUGUUUUUAGACUAAGCUUCAAGUAGUUCUAAGUAGUUUCUUUUAACCCCUCCGGGCUUUUAUUGCUUUAUUGUUUUAUUACCUGCUUCGUGCUUCAGCCUUGCUGCCUUGCCGCACCCCCCGCUGUGCAUUUGGUGCUGAGGAGCUGAGUAAUCUUCUGAGACGAGUGAGUGGGGAAGGGAAGAGGUCUGGCUGACUCCCCUGCCGUGAAGGGACUCCCCGUCACUGGAAAGGAGAGGGCUCGGGCUCCACCAGGGAAACAUACUGAGAGCCAGCGCUCGCUGAUGAGCUAAGCAGGAGAAAGCUGCAGAUUCAUCCCUACUCAUCCAUUGGCCCUGCUAAUUAGGCAGAAACACUGGGGGACAACUGGUUUUCUAAUAGGAAGACAACUAUCCAACAUGGUCCUCACUAGAAAGUUGUGUAAGGAGUUGGGUAUCUUGCCAGAUACGCCACUUAGCCCCCCGGGACCUGGAAAGAGACAAAGUAAAAUUAUAAAUUACUUCCCCAAGAGGGAGGAAUGCAUGAGUGAACAAAUUGAACCAAUUAUUGACGAAGUCACUCCUCUCCCCUUACUUACCUUGACCGGUCACAUUACUUCAAAGAGCUUCAACACAACUCUGGAAACACAAAUUCCCCAAGAAGCCUGGCGCAAGAGCUAGUUCUAGCUGAGAAACCUGUGGAAAAUAUUUCUGUCACCUAUAACCAGCGGCCCCUGGCAGAAUUAACAACAUGCCACCAAGACCAGGCGCCCACUUCCAAAUAUACUCAAACUGAACUGAGUGAUGGCCAUCUUCAGGCCCAUUUCCAAGAUAUAAAUAUAGACCUUUCCAACAUAACAAUGACUUGACAAUAACAAAUGGGUUAUUGCUGACCCUUGUGGAAAAUUUUAUUCCCCAACCAAAAGAGACAACAGCAACCGAUGCACCCCAAGUGCAUAAACCAGAUGAACUUGUGCAUAACCCAGAUGAACUAGUGAAGAUGAGACAAGCAGUAACAACCAAGAAAUUGCAAAAAAUAGAUCAAAAGUCCGGGAAAAGAAAACUAAGAACAUUAAAACAACAAGGAAAAUAAAGAUAAGCCGACAUAAACAAUGGCAGAAAUUAUUUAAUCUACUCCCAUUGGACUCAAAUAAAUCUGCUGCACGAGAUAAAAAAGAGAAUGGCAGGAAGGGGAAAAGAAGCCAUCGCCAAAGCUAAUGGCUAAGGUGGCAUCUCUGAACCAGAAUUCAGAACUAAGUGGGAGGACGGAAGCAACGUCCCAGAGUUCUGGUAACAGUUCACUCAGUGAGCCAGAUUCUGGGGGGAAGUGGUCCCUAACAAUGAAGGCAGCAAACCGCUUAGCAAAUCGGGAAAUGGGGACGAUGCAAUGCCCAAUCGCGAUGACAACACUAUACAAGAUGGGCAAACCUUUAUUCAGGCAAGAUGUUGGAACCUGAUUUUAAAUCCCUCAAUAUUAGUAUUUACAAACUUCCCAAAAUCAAAGGGCUUCCUUACAGGGAAAGAACGAAGAAUGAGCUCCUUGAACGUUCUGAAUGAUAUAUUGCCAGGAGCAGUAAAGCCAUAUGACAUUAUUUCUGUAGAUUAUUUGCAUCAUGAUGGUUGUUCAAUGAGAGCAAUGAUCACAUUUAGAGACCAGAACCUGGCCAAGUUUAUCUACAGAUCAAGAUAUAUAUUCUUAAAGGCCCAGAUAAAAAUUCUUAGAUUUUUGAAAACAAGGCACCACCGAAUCCCCUUCUGGAAGCCAAGCACGCAAACCCUAGUAAGGAGAAACAACCUCCCAAAACCCGGCCUGGUCUCCAGAAGCGAGAGCUUCAAAAAUUAAAAAGGAAAGAUGCCCACCUGCAAGACCUGCAACUUCAAGAGAAUGAAGAUGAGGAUCUUUUUUCCGCGGAAGAAAAUACCUUAAUUAGGCAAUUUUGCCAUUUUCCAUCUCCAAUACAAGCUGAAAUAUUAGAAAGAUUGGAUAUGCUAAGAAUUAAGCUGGCUGGGAGAGAUACAAACAAGGAAAUCAAUAUGGACGCCCUUAAAAGGACCAGACUUCCUAUAAUUUGAACCCUACACAAGAACCAAACCCAGCGGCCUGUCGGCCAUGUUACCUUCAGACAAUGGCUGAGAUUAAUUUACUCCCAAUUAAGGAAGCCCAGCACACUGAAGAGAACACUACACCACCUCCAAUAAAGAGAACCAUCCCGAAGGUGAAUUCACCAGGCUCUUGGGACAAGCUGAGGUAUCUAGAUGAGGCGGAAUUAGGCCACAAUCAGGUUCCGGAAAAACACCUACGGAAAGAGAUAACACACUUCAAAGGCCCGGUGACCACUAAUGUCAGUAUUCAACAGUUAACAGCCGAAACUAUAGAACAUUUGGCUAGUUUGCCAUGUAUGGAGAGCAAUGGGCCGGCUCAUAAAAAGUAAUCCCUAAAAGCACCUUGGGAAAUAAUUGACAAAGAUUAGACCAGAGACAAACACCAGCCGGCUCCCUAUCUCCGCGGAAAUCCGAUAUCAUUAGAUACGAACAGACUCAACCCUCACUCACAAAUCAAGCAAAAGCAGUUGUUUCCUUGAAAGACGCACCCAACCUACCCCAGAGCCUUAAAAUUGUCUCCUGGAAUGUUAACGGCUGGGCGACAAAGCAAAUGGAUCCUGAAGCAAUGAAUCUCAUCUCUUCUUUCGACAUUGUAUGCCUCCAAGAGACCUGGUCCCAACAAAGUAUUGUUCUCCCAAAUUAUUGCUCCUUUAGCUCCUGUGCUCGUAAACUAACCAACAGGGGUCGCCCCCAGUUGGCCUCGCCUGUCUUAUUUCAACCAGCUUACCCCUCACUAUUUGCGAGGAAAUUAAAUCUUCCCCUUACUUUCUCACCAUAAAGAUUCAUCUCCCAAAGACCAAAAGCCCAUGGUUGAUAACUACAGUAUAUCUGCCCCCAGCAAUUAAUGAUUUCGACCGCAAUGAAAGGUGGUCUGAACUUUCGUCUUGGCUCCAUGAUCUCCAAACAACUAACCCAGGACUCCCUCAAAUCCUCUUAGGCGACUUUAAUGCAAGAAUAGGUCCCAACGACGAUGAUAUAAUAUCUCCCGCAGCACUCCUGGACAAUCCCCUGCAGCCCCCCUGGGAAACAGAUGCUCUCUUGAUCCUAUAACAAAUGCGUCGGGAGGCUGAUGGCCCAACUGGCCAUGGAAAACGAUCUCUGCAUCGCAAAUGGUAACAUUACUCCCUUGUCCUCGCAGCAAUUAACGUGCAUCACUUCCCGGGGAACCAGUGUUGUCGACUACAUUUUAUUGACGCCGGAGCUAUUCUCAAUUUCUACAAAAAUGGAAGUGGCUGAAUAUUUUGGUGGUGACCACCUUCCAUUGACUCUAAUGUUAAACCUAAUAGAGCCACUCCCAGUCUCCUCAAACUAUAGAACCAUGGUACAAAGCCACCCUGUAUACAAAACAAAGAAAUGGACAAGCCUCAGCUCCUCUCUUGCCCUGGACAUACAAAAAUCAUUUGAUAUGUCUGCAGUUCCCUCUGAUCCAAUCCUGCCCGCUGACCAAUACCGGAAAUUACUUGAUGCUUUCUCAACAACUUACAUAACCACCACCUCGCCUACUUACCAACGCCUCUUCUCUGAAUCGCCUUGGUUUGACAAGGAAUGUAAAGCCCUAAGAAGGCGAAUUAGGAAAAUGGUCAGAAUCAUCAAAUCUUCCAACGACCCCCAAACCCGUGCAAAGCUCAUAGAUAUUAAAAGGACAUAUAGAAACAUGAUUCAUUGCAAGAAACAGCAGUACAUCUUUGAGGCUUGGUCCACUCUUCGUUCGGCUGUAGAGAGGCAUGACUCCCGCUCCUUCUGGCGCCUAGUUAGACCUUCGGCACCAUUCAAUCCAGCUACCCAGAUUUCCGCGGAUGAAUGGAUUGCCUAUUAUUCAACUAGUUUCGCUUCUCCAAACCAUCUUACAGAUCUCCUUCAAUCCCCAUUGGACCUCAGUUCCUGCUCUCUUAGUCCCACUUCUUCAAUAAACUUUACUUCAACUCGCAUUUUCAACAUCAUAAUGUCAAUGCAAAGGAAUAAGGCCCCGGCCCAGACAUGGUCCCGUUGGACCUUUUCCUGACUGAUCCUCUUUGGUGGAGCGAACACCUGACUCCUGUAUUCACCGCUAUCUCCUCCGCCCUAGACAUCCCCGACUCCUGGAGAGAAGCUAUAAUAGUUCCGAUCUUCAAAGGCGGCCAGCCAAACAUCCCUAGGAACUAUCGCCCCAUCAGCUUAUUAUCCAUCCCGGGAAAAUAUUUGCCGCUGUUUUACUGGAGGAACUUCUCUCAUGGGUCCAGGAGAGGAACAUUCUACCGCUAGAACAGAUUGGUUUCCGAAAGUCAGCGUCAACCAUGGACCAUUGUCUAACUCUCUUUCACCUUGCCAGUAAAUACACUGCUCCAAGGCAAGGCCACCUAUUUGCCGCUUUCAUGGACCUGGAGGCCGCCUUUGAUUCCAUUCCUAGGCAGAGAUUAUGGUCCAAACUUGCCCAUCUGGGAAUUGAUCCGCACCUUCUCUCCCUAAUUAUCUCCCUUUAUUCAAACACCACAGCUCGCGUCCGAACUAGUCCAAACGGCUCCCCACUACUCCAUUUCCAACGGCCAAGGGCGUCCGACAAGGUUGCCUCUUGGCCCCUUUACUGUUUAAUCUCUAUCUUCAUGAUGCAAUUUCCACUUUGAAGCUAGCAUCUAAGUAUCCUCCUCACUUAGCAGGCCACCCCGUUGCUUCCCUUUUCUAUGCUGAUGAUGCCGUCAUCUUAUCCAGAACAGCUGCGGAUCUAGCAAAUGCAGUUAAUGCAUUUAUCGCCUAUUGUAAGGCGGAAGCUCUUAAUAUUAAUUAUAAAAAAUCGAAAGUCCUCCACUUCACUCGUUCCCGCAAACUCAAGUUGGAGCCGCUUAAGAUCACAGGUGGCUACUUAGAAAAGGUAAAAGCCUUUAAAUAUCUAGGAUUAAUAUUCACCUAUAAUCUCUCCUGGACCACCCAUCUACAAUCUGCCUUUCUCGCUGCAACCACGACCUCUAACGCCAUUGUCCGAUUUUACCACCAGAAGGGCGGCAAACACCUUCCAGCAGCAAUUCAAAUAUUUAAUGCCAAAGUCGUCCCUAAAUUAUUAUAUGGAUGUGAAGUAUGGACUACAGCAAUAUCAGGUAACCUGGAUCGUCCACUUCAUAUGUUUCUGAGAUCUCUUUCCGGCGUCCCGAGAUGUGUCUCAGGUGCAGCCCUACGACUCGAGUUCGCCCAGCCUUCAAUUGCUAGACGAGCAUGGAGCCGAGCCAUUUCCUACACCCUCCACCUAUUAGCAUCGGAUGCUCGAAUUAGAGGUGGCUUUUCCAAUCUGAUCCUAAGAGAUAUUCAUAAUUCCCCUUGGAAAACUACAAUUAACCUCAAAUUCCGCUCUCUUCUCAAUUUGAAUUGUAAAACUGUUCUUAACUUAGAGUGUAUCAGCCCGGUGGCCCUACCCCUAAUUAAAAAGAAACUACAGCAACUUGACUUCUCCAACACAGCUUCUUGUGCAAGAGGACCGUGUUCAGGCCUAGCCCUAGCUAUUCCACCCCUGAAGGGAUCCCUCUAUACUGCUUCACAAUUUCUUCGGAGACUAAGCGAAGGGCUUUUACCUGUGCCCGUCUCAACUGUUUUCCUACAGCAGUUCUGUCGGGUCGUUAUUCCAGAGUUCCCAUCGCAAACAGAACAUGCUCCUGUAAUGACACGGCCCUGGAGACUAUGGAACAUGUAAUGCUCUUCUGUCCCAACUGGACAGAUGAAAGAUCUCGGUUUUUAACUCCCCUCGUGAAUAAGUUCCAUCUCCCAAUCCAGCCUUGGAUAGUGUCCCUCUUUUUGCAGGAUUCUGAUUGUUGGAUUACUGAGAUGACAGCUAACUUCCUGCUUAGUGUGAUGAAGAGGAAAGCGGCACUAACUUCUUCCUUAACACCACAGAUGCAGUCGAUACGCCGCACAACCGAACGAAGUUCCAAGUAGCCUUAUUGUACAAGGACAAUCGAGUUAGGACUAAUCUGAGGAGCUGAAGGACCCUUCAACGGUCCUCCUCCAGCCUCAGCAGCUUUUUUUUUUUUUUUUUCCACUUUCUUUAAGUAUUCGCCCAGGACGAUGUCUACCUCUACCUCCCCACCCCCAUUUUAUGUUGUUAUUUCAAUGUAUAUCAUGCUAUGGCCACUCGGCUAAUGCAAUAAAUCUACUUUGAAUGUAUAUUUCAACAUUUUUUUCAAUUCAUUAUAAAGCUUCUCCCAGAAGUCUUUCACCUUGGGGCAGGUCCACCACAUGUGAAUUGGCCCAAUCCUCUUUUCUAGCCCCCUGGGGAGGAGCAGUUGAGUCUCUAUGGGGUUCCCUUAGAGCUGGGUCCACCUGGCGCUAAAUGGGGCACAUGGCAAGAGCGUUGGGGAGUCUCAUUGCAGCUGCACCUGUUGGAUUUCCAGGUCCUGGCCGCCGUCUACAAGGCGCUGAGUGACCACCACGUCUAUCUGGAAGGGACCUUGCUCAAGCCCAACAUGGUGACCCCGGGGCACGCCUGCCCGACCAAGUACAGCCCGGAAGAGAUCGCCAUGGCGACGGUGACCGCCCUGCGCCGCACGGUGCCGCCUGCCGUCCCAGGUAGGCCAGCGCUCCCUCCCUCCCACCUGCCUGCCCCACAGCUCCCCUUGGGAAGCCACACAAGGGUCUUCAAAGACAAGCCGUCAGUUUGUCUUCGAAACCAGUUGGUGCUGCCUCCAGCUUCCGGCGCAGUGUACCUUUGAAUGCCAGUCCAAGUGGGCAGGGGGCGCCUUUGCACCCAUGUCCUGCUCCUCGGGCUUCCCAAAGGCGCCAGAUUUUUGGCAGGUGGCCUUGGGCCACCCCUUCCCCUGUUCCUCGGCCUCCCUCGCAGGGGUGUCGUGAGGGUGAAAUCCCCGAUUGCUCAGCCGUCUCCUCCUUCCCCACGCUCUCCUUCAGGGGUCACCUUCCUGUCCGGCGGGCAGAGCGAGGAGGAGGCGUCCAUCAACCUCAACGCCAUCAACAACUGCCCCCUGCCCCGUCCGUGGGCACUGACCUUCUCCUAUGGCCGGGCGCUGCAGGCCUCGGCCCUCCAACGCCUGGCGCGGUCAGGCGGGAGAAUGAGGACUCGGCCACGGAGGAGUUUGUCAAACGCGCCGAGGUAAAGGGCAGGGGGGAGGCAGUGUGGGGUGGGUGUUUAUCCUUUUCCUCCUGUGGGGCAGAGGGUCCCGGGACAGGCAACGAAAGGCUCCUUCUUUUAGCACGGGGAGCGAGAGAAUGCGGGCGCCCCAGGUUAGGCAAACAGGCCAGUGACCCACCCAGUUCAGCACCCUCUUCUCACAGUGGCCAAAGACCCAUAAGCACCUAGGAAUUGAGAUAGACUGCCACUGGAGCUGGAGGUUCCACAAGAGCAUCAGAAGCGCCUGGUUGCUGGAUCAGGCCAUUGGUCCAUCUAUAAUACAGUCAUACCUCAAGUUGAAUGUGCUUCGGGUUGAGCGCAUUCGAGUUGCGCUCUGCGGCAACCCGGAAGUAACAGAGCGUGUUACUUCCGGGUUUCGCUGCUCGCGCAUGCGCGGACGCUCAAAAUGACGUCACGCGCAUGCGCGGAAGCGGCAAAACACGGCACUCGCAGACGCGCCGUCGUGUCUUGCGUUCCAUUCGGGAUGCGAACGGGGCUCCAGAACGGAUCCUGUUCGCAUCCUGAGGUACCAGUGUAAUGAUAUUAAUAAUAAUAAUAAUAAUUAUUAUUAUUAUUUAUACCCCGCCCUUCCCAGCCAAGACCAGGCUCAGGGCAGCUAACACCAGGUAUAAAAACAAUUGAUUAAAAUACAAUUUAAAAACAAGAUUAAGUACAACAUUAAAAUGCAGCCUCAUUUCAGUAGAAACUCAAAUCAAAAACUUUUUGGGGAUGAAAACGUCAAUUCUUCACCAAGGCCAACUAUCCAGACUGGUCCUACAUGGGCCAGAAAAAAGCCAGGGAAGUCCCCAAAGGAGUUCCAUCACAGAAGGGGAAAGGAAAAAAGAACGAAAGAGGGGAAGGGAAUCAAAUAGAUCUAGUCUUCCAUCCUCUUCUCACAGCGACCAAAGACCCCAUCAAACCUAGGAAUAGAGAUAGACUGCCUCUGGAGCUGGAGGCUCUAUAAGAAUAUCAUAAGAGCCUGAUGGAUCAAGACUGCGACCCGCUUUGUCCGGCCUCCUGUUCCCACAGUGGCCAACCUGGUGCCCCCAGGGAAACCCGUCAGCAGGAGCUGGGCACAAAAACCACUUUGGAGGUGUUUUAAAGCAGAGGUUGAAGGGCCAUCCGUCAGGGAUGUUCCAGUUGAGAUUCCGGCAUUGCAGCGGGUUGGGCUGGAUGACCCUCGGGUCCCUUUCCCCAGCAUCCUUCCAGGGGCUCAGGCAGAAAAAGGCUCAACCCUCAUCACCUGCUCCCUGCUCCCUUCUCCAACCGGUGAUGCAGAUGAUGGCGCCAGGACCUUCCAUAAACAAAAAGCAGGUGCUCCAUUGCUGAGCUUGCUUUCAAAAUAAAGAUUCUGGUCCAGAAGAGAAACCGAGGGAGCCGAAUUGGAUAUAAACGGGCAAGAGCUAUGGCCAUUUCCCUAAUAAUAAUAAUAAUAAUAAUAAUAAUAAUAAUAAUUUAUUAUCUAUACCCCGCCCAUCUGGCUGGGUUUCCCCAGCCACUCUGGGCGGCUUCCAAAAAAAAUAUUAAAAUACUGUAGUACACCAAACAAAAAAGGGGGCAGGAUUCUAGUCCCUUUUAUGCUAAAUAAAAGGAUUGUUUAAAUAGGAAACUCCUUUAUGCAGAGACCAUUAAUGGCUCCAUCUAGCUCAGAGCUGUGCACACACUGAGCAGCAGUGCUGGCUUGGAUUGAUGGGAGUUGUAGUUUAAAAUGUAUUUGUGACGGCUGAGUCCGAUGGGAGUUGUAGUUUAAAAACUGUCCGGGUCAGCGGAGCCUGAUGGGAGUUGUAGUUUCAAAUCUGUCCAGGCCAGCGGAGCCUGAUGGGAGUUGUCUUUCCAAACUUUUCUUCUGCUUUCCAGGUCAACGGCUUGGCAGCCCUCGGCAAGUACGAAGGGUCCAGCGACGGUUCUGGCGCGGCGGGCCUGUCUCUCUACGUCGCCAACCACGCCUACUGAGGCCCCGCUGGGCUGGGAGCAGCCCCCCCACCCCCAGGUGGGGCCAGGCUUGUAG
Molecule: messenger RNA, 27097 nt
Organism: Podarcis lilfordi (Lilford's wall lizard)
Lineage: Eukaryota; Metazoa; Chordata; Lepidosauria; Squamata; Lacertidae
Source: the annotation of a GenBank genome assembly